AUGGCCGUUGCUCUUGGAAAGCGAAAGCGCGCCGAGGCGAAGACGGCUGCGACGGGCAGCAGCAAGCGUCCUGCGAAACAGGAGAAGCCCGACGAUUCGGAUUCGGAGGACAUGCGCGAUGCCUUCCGCCGCGCUUUCGAAGCCAAAUUCAAGCCGCUGCAUGGCACGACGAAGAAGGAGAAGGCGCCGGAGCCCGAGGAGGAAGGAAGCGGUGACAGCGACGAGGACGACGACGAUUGGGAAGGGAUAUCCGAAGACGACGAAGAGCCCGAAAACACGGUCGAAGUCGUCGAAGUCGCCGGGCCCACGCGCUCGGAGCGGUUGAGCAAAGCGGAACUGAAAGCCUUCAUGUCCUCCAAGCCGCCGACCCAGCCUUCCAAAACCCCCACCACCGCCUCCUCCUCCUCCUCCUCAAAGAACAAAAAAGGCAAAGGCGGCGCCGACGACGACCCCGACGACCCCGCCGCCGACGCCAUGAACCUCAAAAACGACCUCGCGCUGCAGCGCCUCCUCCAAGAAUCGCACCUCCUCGACGCAUCAUCGUCGUCAUCGCCGCUCGCCGACCCGCUCGCCGGCCCCACCGGCAAGAACCGCCACAAGGCCACCGCCCUGCGCCUCCAGGCCCUCUGCAGCGGCGGCGGCUCCAAGGCAUCCUCCGUCCUCUCGCAGCAGCAGAAGAUGCCCAUGGCGCACCGCAAGGGCAUCAAGGCCAAGGCGGCCGCCAAGGAGGCCACGCGCCGCCGCGAGGCGCGCGAGAACGGCAUCGUCUUGGAGAGGGUUCGGAAGGAUCCGGCGGCGGCGGCGGGUGAUGCUGCUGCCGCUAAGAAGAAGAGGGAGCGCGGGGUUGGCGGGCCUGGCGUUGGGAGGUUCAGUGGGGGCACUUUGCGCUUGAGUAAGAGGGAUGUUGCGAGUAUCACUGGGGAGGGGAGGGGUGGGUUUGGGGGGAAGAAGGGCGGGAAGAGGAGGUAG
This is a messenger RNA of Diplodia corticola, 969 nucleotides long. RefSeq lists its product as uncharacterized. Bases 1 to 969 code for a protein of 322 amino acids. Gene Ontology annotation, biological process: maturation of SSU-rRNA from tricistronic rRNA transcript (SSU-rRNA, 5.8S rRNA, LSU-rRNA). Lineage: Eukaryota; Fungi; Ascomycota; Dothideomycetes; Botryosphaeriales; Botryosphaeriaceae. The record is from RefSeq and is a predicted model, not a curated record. The transcript is spliced from 2 exons. Gene Ontology annotation, cellular component: nucleolus.